GCUACAGAUGGAGAAUGAGCUCCGCCAGCGAGAGAGACAGCAAGAGCGUGAACGAGAGAAAGAAAGGGAGCGCGAGGCAGGGCUGGAACGGGAGCGCGAGCGCGAGAGGGAGAGAGAGAGGGAGGAGGAGAGGGGGAGAGAGCGGGAGAGAGAGCUGGACAGACAGAAGGAGAGGCAGAGGGAGAGGCAGCAGCAGAUGGUCAGAGCGGCAGAGAGCCACUACCUGGCUGAGCUGCAGGCUCGGAGGGCACCACCCGAGGACAGGGGCAGGCCAGGAGAGAGGCUGACCCCGAACAGACUGGAUAAAACCAAGGAAUCAGAGCAUCCAGGUUUCCAGGCACCCAAACCUCUCUCCCUGCAGCCUGGCCUUCACUCCUCCAGGGGGUCUAUCCCACACCCAGUGCCCAGCCUGGUGCCUUCUCACCUGGGUAAGCAUUCUGCUGCUGCUGCUGCUGGGGGGAUCCAUGGAGCUCUGGCAGCUGCCAUGAUGACACAGAGGGCGAGCGAGGCAGCAUGGUUGAGUCGGCAACGAGGGCAAGGGCAGGAGAGAGAGGGUCCGCUGGAGAUGGGACUCAGGUCACCUGGGAAAGGGGUGGAGCCGAGGAGAGACAUCCACAGAACCAAUUCAGUCCAUCACAACACAAGCAGCAAAGAUGUACCUCCCUGCCUUGGGGCUCCACCUCCCCUUAUCUCCCCUAAAGGACCCCAUCACCCUACUGCCCCUCCGACUACACUGUGGAACCCAGCCUCCCUUGUCGACACCCCUGUAGACUCCCGCAGGAAACUCAACCCUCCUACACCUCCAAGUCGGCCGCCUCCAGGACUGACCAGAGCCGACAGACCCCCACUGAGCUGGGGGGAGAAGCUGGAAGAUGGAGGCAGAAGGAGGGCAGAAGGCAUAGAGAGGUACACCUCACUGAGGGGAGCUAGUUUACAAGAAGCAGGUUCGUGGAACAAGGCAGAGCAGGACAGAGCCAUCCAGAGCCUCUAUCAGCGGCAUCACAUCAAUAACCUCCACCAGAGAUCCUGUGUGCCUCCGUCUACUCCCGUUGCCUGCACUGACCUCGGGGGGCAACGCCAGGCAGAAUCUCCGUCUCGAGUGAGGGAGCGACAGAGUCAGCCGCCCGACAGCAUGUUGGUGUAUGACGAAGUUCUCCAGCAGCACCGCCGGCUGCUCAGCAAACUCGACCUGGAGGAGAAGAGGAGGAAGGAGGCCAGAGAGGGAGGUUAUUACUAUGACCUGGACGAGUCAUAUGAUGAGAGUGACGAAGAGGAGGUGAAAGCCCAUUUGAGGAGAGUGACAGAACAGCCCCCACUCAAACUGGAAGCAUCCUCGGAGAAAGUGGAUUUUCUGCGCGUGUGUGGUCUGACCACGCUGUCCCAUCGCGAUGAGCUUCUGGCACGGAAGAAGAGGAAGAGGAGGAGGAUGAUGAGAGAGCGCAGCCUCUCUCCGCCAGCCGUGCGGGCCAAGAGGAAGGCCUCUUCACCUUCAACACCUACAACUCCCUUAACUACCCCAUACUCUGCCGAACAGAUGGACAGCACCCCUGAGCUGGGGGAGAAAAAGGACUUCCUCCUUAUGUUCAACCUUUCUCAUGUCAGCCCACAGCAGAGGAGAGAUAAAGAGAGGACAGAGGAGCUGCUGAGGGCCAUUCAGAAGAAGACCGUGACGUUAGACACACUCAGAUAUAAUCCUUUACCUCCAUGUAGCAGUCCUUCUGCUCCCUCAACUGGUGACUCCUCGUCAGCUCCUCUGCCGUGUCAAUCAAACGGACAUCUGUACCCAGACUCUCCAAGCCCCUCCCCGCCGUAUGUACACAAACCUAAACAUCUCCUCCAUAAUGACACAUUCAAACCCUCCAUGGACAGCCAAGUGGCCCGCGUCCCUCCACCCUUGGCCGUUCAUCAUGAAAAGGCUGAAUUCACGGAGCCAAACAGGAAGCACCAGGGCCUCCAGAACGGCGUUGUUGCUUCUCCCCAGAAAAAGGAGCCCAGUCCUGUGCAGAAUGGAUGGAAUCGGCCCUUGGAGAGGUUCACGCCUGAGUCCUUUGCUCAGCACUUCCACCAGGCUGUGCUGCAGUCUACACACAACACGCUGCAGAACAAAGGAGUCUCAAAUUGCAUCCCAGAGGCCGGCACGAAGGCCGACCACUCGUUGUUUCACAGCAUCUCUCAACAGAAGAGUUCAAAUGUUAACCAUGCCCCUCAGCAGGCACACAUCAACGGCCAUCACUUCCACCGUUUCCCUGUAGGCAGCAGGGACACUCCAGGACCACGGGAAAACCUGUCUGAUGAGGACGAGGAGGAGUCUGGACAGGAGGAGGAAGAGGAGGAGGAGGAGGAGGAGGAGGAGAUGGAAGAAGCUCCAAAGAAGUGGCAGGGUAUUGAAGCUAUUUUUGAGGCCUACCAGGAGUAUGCAGAUGCGUGGAGUAUAGAGCGGCAGGUUCUUCACAGUCAGUGUAAAAGACUUGAAGCACAAAAUUACAACCUGACCAGAACGGCAGAGCAGCUUUCUCUCACUAUGGGGGACCUAGUGAGUCAGAGGCAGAAAGUGAGAGAGGAGAGGGAGAGACUGCAGGCCCAGCUCGAGCACUUCAGGAGGUGUUUGACACUACCUAACAUUCACUGGGGCAGGAGGCAAGUCAACGGGCACACACCGAGGUGACCUCUGACACCGACUCUCUGGCAGAUAAUGCCUCUGACAGCGGAGGAACAGUAACAAGAACAAGACAGACUGGAGCCAGACCACUCACUGCACUUGAAGCACUUGAAGGAGCCAGUCCUUGUCUUGUUACCAUUUCUGGCCAGUCAGUUAUGUUACCUGACUGGUUCCAACUGAUCACCUGCCAUGUUCGCCGCGGUUACUGUACACCGUGGUGACCGUAUAGUCUGGGCAAAUUCCCACUCUCUGUCACUCUGCCCAUGGAUAAUAACACUGUGUAGGUGAAACAGCGUCUUUGUCAGAGUAACACCACCCACUCCCACUAGUCCCUGAGAUGGCUUUAAGGACUUUCCACCAUUUAGCUCAUAUCAUAUGAAUUUCUGCAUAAACUGUAUUUAUCCAAGCUUGGUACAAAUCUGUAGUCUCUGGACAGCGGUGAGAAGAGACUUAAAGCGCGUAGUGGUCACUUGGUUAAAACUCAGAGAAUGAAAAUUGAGUCAAGGAAUCAAAGCACACCUCAGGCCUUAAACUUGAUAGGAUGCACUUGAAAUGGAAUUGGGAGGAAAUACUUGACUAUCCUCUGUGUGGUAUAAUGUUGUAGCGUCUACUGAGCACUUGUCUGACGGAUGACACAGUUUGUGUGCUGGUGAAGCUUCUGCAGAGGAUAGGAAACAUCUAAAAGAUAGUAUCUAUAUAAUGGUAUCAAUGAAGUUUUUUGAGGUUUAAUACACUUUUCCAUUGGUGAAAUCACUCGCGGUAGACGAAGAAUUUUGUAUGUUUUAUCGUUUUAACCAUUUUCUUGUGGGAAGCCAUAUGUUCUUGUUUUUAAUUGCUGCUGGUCAGAAUAAAGAUGUUUAGAAAAUGAAGGGUGUUAGGACAGUUGUAUUUGAAGAAAAUGUUAUGUGAUUUAAAAAAAUGUUUGAAGGGUUAGACCACUGGCGAUGGAUGACAACAUGGCGAAAUAUCAGGUUUUUGUCUCGCAGCAUUAUCAAGUUGUCAUGAUUAGUUCGCAGGUUUAUCCCCCAGAGUCUGUGCUCUAAGCCCUCCACACGCCUAUAAAUAUUGACAAACCUUGAAUAGAAAAAAAGAUGUGAUUUAAAAAAACAAACCUACACGUUCUUUAAUAAUUGGCAUCAUUUGAGUGACAUGACUGAACUUUUAGGCAUACUGUCCAACCUUACCACACCUUUCUGAAGGUGGUUUAUUGUGGCGUUGUUUCGAAAAAUUAAGUUUAACUGAUUUUGUUGAGAAAACUAAUGAGCCAAAUUAUUAUACAGUUCUGUUUCAGGACUGUGUCAAGACUAAUAAAUUAUACCUUUAAUUGUUCAUGGGUGACAUAAACAUCAUAAUAACCCUAUCCUUCUGUGGAUAACAAUAAAACUACACCUUCUCUGGUCUUUUGGUGAGAUUUAUUUCCAUCAAGCCAGAUCAAAUUUAUCACAAAUUCAUAAUUUCUGCCUCCAUCCCCUUAUGAAUGUUAAAAUCCCAGGAGCCUGUUCGUACAAGCACAACAGUAGCAAUGUCCCAAAAUCAUUUGACCUUCCUGUGUCACCUGUUCAGUCUCCUCUACAAACCUUCUGUGAAAUCCUGCAUAUUUGUUUCAAUCAGUUGUUAUGUAAUGUAUUAUUUGGGACGUAUAAUUGUGAUGAAUUAUUUAUUAACAUAUAUUGCUGUAAAGUCUGAUGGAAAUUUACAAUAAAAUAUUUGUAAAAUGU
Morone saxatilis (striped sea-bass) is the source of this 4377-nucleotide messenger RNA. RefSeq names its product genetic suppressor element 1-like. The record is from RefSeq and is a predicted model, not a curated record. Lineage: Eukaryota; Metazoa; Chordata; Actinopteri; Moronidae.